GUAUACCAAGCGCUGCAUGAUCUACUGUAAUGAUGGCCAGGGCUUGUCUCGGAGUCGAGACUGUACCCUGUACCAAUGAGAAUACCAAAUUCGCAUCUUUAAUUCUAUGAAAUUUCUACCCUUAUCCUUAUAAUAGACCAUUACUGCUACUACUCCUAUGUACUGGUAUGCAUAUAAUGCUAAUGCCUGCCGUCGCCGAGAACCGCUGAUCGUCCCUCCCUUUCUGUGCCGUCUUCUCCCUCUCUCCUCCAUCCUUUUCUCUCCUCCUGCUCUCCUCUUCUCCUUCUUCGCUCUUUCUGUCGCCUUUUCGUCGCUCCUUCCUUCUUUCAAUAAUCUGUCUUUCGUUAAAAAAGGGCUCUAUUUACGAGCCCAGCCAGGCCCCUUGAGGCUUCCUCCCAGUGUUGUUCCGUCGUUUCGCCUCCCCAAUAUCUCUCACUUUCUCUUUUUUUUUUUUUUUUUUUUUUUUUUUUUCCCUGUAUAUCUUUGCUUUAGUUUAUUUAUCUAGCAUAUGUUCACUCUCAGACUCUACAGAAAUCUACGCUGGGAUUAGCUUGGGUGUUCUUCAAUAUUUACGAAACCGCAUCUGCGACGAUACCCCGGACUCAAAUCGCACCACGACCGACCGUGCAU
Molecule: messenger RNA, 630 nt
Organism: Aspergillus ruber CBS 135680
Lineage: Eukaryota; Fungi; Ascomycota; Eurotiomycetes; Eurotiales; Aspergillaceae
Exons: 1
Coding region: 158-505 (115 amino acids)
Source: RefSeq, a predicted model, not a curated record